Molecule: messenger RNA, 963 nt
Organism: Candidozyma duobushaemuli
Lineage: Eukaryota; Fungi; Ascomycota; Pichiomycetes; Serinales; Metschnikowiaceae
Exons: 3
Coding region: 1-963 (320 amino acids)
Biological process (GO): transport
Molecular function (GO): transmembrane transporter activity
Source: RefSeq, a predicted model, not a curated record
AUGCCACCUAAAUGGCAUGUGAACACCUAUGGGAACAAAAAGGGCUCGAUCCCCGCCAUCACCGGCGACAUUGACCACACCAAAGCGCUCCGGGUGUUCCCGGAACUGCUUCUCCCGUACAAGUCCACCAUCUUGGCCUACCUGACGUCGUUUCUCUCCACAACGAUAGGGUUCCCGUUUGACACGGUCAAGACCAGAAUGCAGACGUACAAACGUUUCAGCACGUACCUGGACUGCGUGCUUUCGACCUUGAGGAACGAGGAUGUGACCAUCUUCACUACCAGCAAACCGUACUGCUACGAGGCGCUUUACGGAUGGCGAAACGACGACUACGUGGGUCACCCGUUUGUUCGUAAUUUCCCCGUUUGCUUUGCUGCCGGUGCUGCUGCUGGUUGUGGUGUAUCCAUCUUUGCUUGUCCGUUUGAGUUCACCAAGGUCUACUCACAAAUUGCUACUUUGGCGCUGAAACAGGCCACAGAAACUGCCGUGGCUCGAGCUGCGUCGCCCCACGUGGGAACAUUCGAAACUUUCAAGACAAUUGUCAAGCACGAGGGCUUUAUGGGGUUGUACUCCGGUUACAGGUACCAUUUGGCUAGAGACGCCUUGGGCUCGGGUGUGUACUUUGCCGUGUACGAGUCGAUCAAAUGGGCCACUAAUGCUUUAAUUAAUUCUGACCCGCUGCAGUCGUCGCCAGUUUCUAUCAUGAUCGCCGGAGGAAUGUCUGGUGUGCUUUGUUGGUCUGCAGUAUUCCCAUUUGACACCACCAAGUCGUUGAUCCAAAAAGACAUUGUCACUAAUAUCUUGCGCAAGCAGGGAGGCGCCGAGUCGUUGCCCACGAAAUCCAGGAAAAUCGUGUUUGGCACCCGUAUUUAUAGAGGCUUGGGCAUCUCCAUGCUCCGUUCCUUCCUUGUAAAUAUGGUGUUUUUCACCACCUACGAGUUUGGCAUGAAACAUUUAGCAUAG